This is a messenger RNA of Pieris brassicae (large cabbage white), 2316 nucleotides long. RefSeq names its product inhibin beta B chain (gene daw). The record is from RefSeq and is a predicted model, not a curated record. Gene Ontology annotation, cellular component: extracellular region. NCBI's taxonomy places the organism in Eukaryota, Metazoa, Arthropoda, Insecta, Lepidoptera, Pieridae. The transcript has 5 exons. Gene Ontology annotation, molecular function: growth factor activity; cytokine activity. Gene Ontology annotation, biological process: SMAD protein signal transduction; BMP signaling pathway. The coding region runs from base 70 to 1143 and encodes 357 amino acids.
UUACACCGCACGCAUGUGUCUAGAUCUUCUUUCAUAUUUCAAUUGUCUGAGACGAAGGAAAUUGCCGCGAUGAACCGUGCAAUCGUGUUUUUUGUUCUAGUCAGCUUAAGCAUAACGUGGGGGGAGAUGGGGACAUGUGGAAAUUGUGCGAAAGGGGACCUAAGUAUCACUGAACUGACGGAGGCGAGAAUUCAGUUCAUCAAGCAGCAGAUUCUCAAGAAACUGAGGCUAAGUAAGAAGCCAGCUGUGGCUGUGCCGGUGAACAGUCUGCCGAUGCCAGUCGCCCAGGGCCAGACGUUAAGCCAUGGUACUGAUAAACCGCCAGAAUUUGAUGAUUAUUAUGGCAGAACUGAGCAGAAGAUUAUAUUUCCAGUUGAAGGGGAGUGUCUUACUUCCGGCCGAUAUCCGUUCACUUGCCUACAAUUCGAACUUCCGCCGGAUGUGGAACCAGAAGAAGUUACCGUUGUUGAACUAUGGUUUUAUAAGGAGCGAGAUCCCUUCGACGAAUACAACCAGACUUUCGUUAUAUCGGAGGCAGCUCAUUGGGAUAGCCAACAGCAAUUUAAAAAGACCAAGCCAAUCGCCAUCAAAGAGACGGAUAUUGGUGAGGGCUGGGUGCGUGUGGAACUUGCCUGGGCGGUCAGGGUCUGGUUGGAAGGCAGAGAGAGACUCCAUACAUUGCACGUUGCGUGCAGAACUUGUCAGUUGCGCAGAGCACCACUAUCUUUCCACGAGAAACAUCGCCCAUUCUUAGUCCUAUACACUAAAUACGCUGGUAAGCGACGUCAGGGUCGCGCAUUAGAGUGUGGGUCUAAUACCAGUGAGUGUUGCCGGGAGCCCCUAUAUGUAAGCUUCCGGGAACUGGGUUGGGAUGAUUGGAUCAUACGCCCAGCUGGAUACCACGCUUACUUCUGCAAAGGCUCGUGUUUACCAAUUUCUGCUGUUACUAAAGCGGAUAGUUAUCAUCAUAAUAUUAUUAGGAAAUACUUUUAUUCAGUAUCGAACGAUAAAAGGGCAGAGUUCAAGCCGUGCUGUGCCCCAACCACGUUUAGUUCGUUACAAUUACUCUACAUGGAUUCCAAUAACACUGUGACGCAGAAAACGCUUCCUAAUAUGGUAGUAGAAUCUUGUGGCUGUAUGUGAUAAUCAAAACAUUCACGUGAAGUAACUAUCGUUUACUUAAAAAACUCAACCAGCACAUCUUCAUUCAUACGGAUGGCUCCAGCCUUGUUUGUAAAUAUGCCCGACGUUAUGAAAGGCAAUGAUGUGGUCUACAAAGAGUCUCGGUGCACUUAAUACUAGAAUGCACAUAGUGUAUCGCAGGGGCCCGAAUAUUACCAUUUUGUUUACUCGAAAAAUCUGGGAAAGGAUUUGACAUUUGACAGCGCGUUGUCCAUGUUUAGUUUUAAAUGUAAAAUUGUGCAUGAAUGUGAAUCUUGCUUAGGUUAACUAGAAUGAAGUGUAAGUUAUUGUAAUUUAGAGUUUGAAUGGUUUAACUAAUUAAUUUAAUAUCUUUUAGGAAAAAGCUAUGUGAUGUAGAUGUAGAAAAUAUUUCGUUACAUAUAUAUAAUAAUUUAAAGAUUUGAAAAUUUUAUCGCAUUUUUGCUUACGGCUUCAUAUACCUGUUGUAUUUAAAUUUUUAUAUUAAAACCUUUUAUGUCGUUUUAUCAGCAAUGUUAGUCUGUGCUGUCAACACUGAGAACGUGCGUUCCAACUCUGAAAUUAUCUAUUUAUGUGCGUGAUUGCUCAUACGAUGACGAAAAACAUCGAAGGAAACGUGCAUUGUGCACGUCUUUGACAUACGGGAGUCAUACUUAGCGCUAAGUCUCGCUAUUGAAUGUUAUCCUAAGACCCAAAAAUGAAUGCGAGAUGACAUCUGUCAGGUAAAUAUUAACCUUGACUUAGAUAUAUCAAUUUGAUUGAGUUAAUUUAAAAAGUAAUUGUUUAUCUUUCUAUUUAAAAUAUCAUGUGAUGUAUGAUAUCGCAACGCACAUUGGUAUCACAUCCAAUAUACAAGUUUUUAUAAAUUAAAAUAAGUAAAUUUUAUAUUAAUAUCUAUAGACUCAGUCGAGAUUUAUGGGACACCCGUAUGUCAUGGGGCGUCUUGAUAGUUGAUAGAUAGAUAGAUAUGGGAUUUCAUACGUAAAUAGGGGAUAUUUGAAAAAUUACAAACAAUUAUUUAUAUUUAGUCCAGUCAUUCAAAUCAAUGAACAAUGGAUGUAAUUUGCGGAUUUAGAUGGUAAUCUAUAUACAUGAAAAAUAUCUUUGCGUGACAAAUAUUGGUAAAAUAUUUCAGAAUCGCGAAAUGUUAUGAAA